Messenger RNA from Mangifera indica (mango), 1284 nucleotides. RefSeq names its product binding partner of ACD11 1-like. Bases 273 to 968 code for a protein of 231 amino acids. Gene Ontology annotation, molecular function: RNA binding. NCBI's taxonomy places the organism in Eukaryota, Viridiplantae, Streptophyta, Magnoliopsida, Sapindales, Anacardiaceae. The record is from RefSeq and is a predicted model, not a curated record. The transcript has 8 exons.
UCCAUUUCUCCUGCCCACAUUCCUCCUUUCUCUGAGCUUCAACUUAACUGUUAUAGUAUUAAUUUCUCUCACUAUUUUUCCAUUCAACCAAACAACCCAACUCAAUCAACUGCCCCUCCAUUUUGAACUGCUGCUUUUACACAUUAACAAUGCAGGUUACAAUUUUCUUUUCAUAGACGAGAACGGUUAAAGUAACGAACCUUUCGGAUCUAGCUACUGAAAGAGAGAUUCACGAAUUCUUCUCUUUCUCCGGUGAUAUUGAACGCGUUCAGAUGCAACGAGAAUCUGGACAUCCAAAGACAGCUUUUGUUACAUUCAAGGACCACAAAGCGCUUGAAAUUGCGUUGUUGUUAUCGGGAGCAACAAUUGUAGACCAGACUGUUAACAUAAGACCAGUUGAAAACUUUGUGCCCAACCUUGAAACUCACGUAAUAACUGUGGUGGACAGUGAUGUGUCUGCAAAUCCUGCUGAAUAUAUUGAGGCUAGAACUAGCCCUUCUUAUAGUGGGAGAAUUUAUGUUACUAAAGCACAAGAAGUUGUUACAACUAUGCUGGCAAAAGGUUCAGCAAUUAGGCAAGAAGCAGUGAAUAAGGCUAAAGCAUUUGACGAGAAACAUCAGUUGACAGCAAGUGCAUCAGCCAAGGUUAUUUCCUUCGAUCGAAGGGUAGGACUUUCGGAGAAGCUGACAGUUGGAAUUUCAGUGCUUAAUGAGAAAGUGAAGUCUGUUGAUCAAAGGCUUCAUGUGUCAGAUAAAACAAUGGCAGCUAUAUUUGCAGCCGAGAGAAAAAUAAAUGAUACUGGAUCAGCUGUCAAAACAAGCAGAUAUGUGACUGCCGGAUCAGCUUGGUUGAAUGAUGCAUUUAAUAAGGUUGCAAGGGCGGGGCAGGUAGCGGGUACAAAAACUAGAGAAAAGUUUAAUCUAGCUGUGUCAAGCCUAACAGCCAAGGAUUCACCGAUAGCUGUGUAAAUUGAUGUCGAAUGUGCAGAAGAGUCUUCUAUUGUGAUGCAUUUGAAAAUUAUGUUGCUCCAAGCAUCAAAUGGAAAUGGGAUGCAGAGUUGAGAAAUUGUAGGCUUGGUACAGGAUGGGAGGAAUUUGUGUAAUGUUCCCCUUAUACCUAUUUGUUUUUGGUUUGAUGCGUGCAUAAUUAGUUUUUGCAUUCGAUAUUUUUCGAUACCUCUUAUUCUUUGACCGUAGGUAGCUCUGUUUGUUCAUUCCUUGUAAUUUUACAGCUUGUAUUGUCACAUUGGUUUUAAGCAGUAAGGGACUUAGGUUUUUGACAAAA